This is a messenger RNA of Sitodiplosis mosellana (orange wheat blossom midge), 4816 nucleotides long. It is a transcript of the gene Tnpo-SR, whose product is annotated as transportin-3. Gene Ontology annotation, cellular component: cytoplasm; nuclear membrane. The transcript is spliced from 6 exons. The record is from RefSeq and is a predicted model, not a curated record. The coding region runs from base 878 to 3751 and encodes 957 amino acids. NCBI's taxonomy places the organism in Eukaryota, Metazoa, Arthropoda, Insecta, Diptera, Cecidomyiidae. Gene Ontology annotation, molecular function: small GTPase binding. Gene Ontology annotation, biological process: protein import into nucleus.
AGUACAACAUGUUUUCAAACUCUGUCGUCCGCGUGCUAUUCAAACUACUUUUUUUUAGCUUUGUUCAUGAAAGAUAUUUCUUUGGGGGAGUAUAAUCAAUUUGGAUUAUUACCCAUUCUGAAGAUGUUACAAACAUUCGAAUUUUACGAUGAAUGUACACGAUAAUCUUUUAAUUUUUAAAUCGUAGUAGCUGUAUAAAUAUUGUACGAUUAAGUCAUGUAUUUUCGAUAUAUAAAUUGCGGUUUUUUAUGCAAAAUCGUUUAAGUAACAAAAUAAAAAGAAAUUAUUAUUAUCGUUGUGAAUAAACUUCAACGCACAUAGCACAGCAUACACACAAAUUGCUACUUGGGACAGAAGAUGAGCGUGGCGAUUGCGUUCAAUGUCACUCACAAGCGAUUGGCAACACUUUUUGACACAUUUAGUUUAACAUACGAACGAAGAAGAAGAAGCAGCGACCGAAUUCGAUAGGGCAUUUCAGUAACACACACACACAAAAAAAAAGAAAAAAAUCCAUUGAAACUUUAUUAUGUUUGCAUUUUACGCAAAUACAAUCAUUUGAACUUGGUGAAUCGAAAUUGCAUACACACACUUUUUUUUAACUUGUAGAAAAAUUCCAGUUCGUAAGUUUUAAGCGUAUUCGUCCAAAAUACAAGAGAAAACAGGCGAAAAUUUAUUAAAAUAGUCAACGAUAAACAAAUAAACCGGAUUUUUUCUCCACAUCUCGUCGUUUCGCAAUUGUUUCGAAAUUUGUAUAGAAGACAAAAAAAAGUAAUUCAUUCCUUCGUGUGAAAUUGUAGAAUUUGUUUUUCGGUAUAGUUAACAAAUCAAAAUUAGUUUUUGGGACGGGCAAACGAUUCGCGCAAAAGAGUUAUAAAUAAUGAUGGAAUCACCUCCGACAACUGAGGCAGUUUAUCAAGGCGUUUACACACUGUACAACAACACAAACACCGUUGAACAAGAGAAGGCAUCCAAAUGGUUAGAACAGCUACAAAAUUCGGUUUAUUCGUGGCAAAUUGCGGACGAAUUGCUUCAGCAAAAACGCGAUCUACAUUCGUGCUAUUUUGCCGCGCAAACGAUGCGAAAUAAAAUCCAAAAUUCCUUCCACGAAUUACCCGAUGAGGCUCAUGUGUCGCUACGCGAUUCAUUGAUUGCACACCUUGGCCAAAUCACCAUCGAAACAAAUCCAAUCAUUGUAACGCAAUUAUGCCUAGCCCUUGCCGAUCUGACACUGUUGAUGUCACGUUGGACGGAUCCGGUGCUGGAUUUAAUCGAACGUUUGUCAAGGAAUGAAAACAGUUUGUGGCCAUUAAUCAAUACCAUUUCACUGAUACCGGAGGAGAUAAGCUCACGGAAUUUACGACUCGGCUCAAAUCGACGUGAUGAAAUCCAAAAGCAAUUGGAAGCCAAUUCCAAAGUUGUACGCGAACUGCUCGUGGGCAGUUUGACGAAUUAUGCGCACGGGAAUCCCACGAAAGUACUCACCGUUGUCAAAUGUUUUACGUCGUGGAUUUGUUCGCAUGCAAUUGACGUGUGCGAUACGGCCAACAAUGUCAUUGUGGCGGAAAGUUUUAAUUUGCUUAACAAUCCAGAUACCGAAUUGAAAUUGCAUGAUGCAGCCACGGAUUUGCUGUGUUCAUUUUUACAAUGUUUAGAGGUCAAUAAUCAACCGUUGAUCGAGAGUCAUAUAACACAGAACAUUGUUCAAUUAGAAAAUUCGUACCACAUGGCAGUGGCACAAGAGGAAAUCGACAAGGCAAUGAAUUUUUGUCGCAUCUUUACCACAUUGGCCGAAUCAUUUUUGGAUAAAAUGAUUAACACCGAGCUCGAUCAACAGCCACACUAUUCGAUUAAAUCAUUGGAUUUAGUGUUGAAUUGUAUCGGCCAUUAUGACUAUGAGGUGGCUGAGCUCACGUUCUCGUUUUGGUAUCGUCUCAGCGAAGAAUUGUACCAGAAAAACAACGACGAACUUUCAAAACACUUUCGAGCGUACAUCGAACGAUUGCUGUUCAGUUUGUGGAAGCUAUCGCAAAUGGAACCCGACCACGAAGGAUUGCUGGAAGAUAACGAUAGUUUUACGGAUUUUCGACGGAAAGUAUCCGAAGUGAUUAAAGAUGUUGUUUUUAUUGUUGGAUCGAGCUACUGUUUCAAACAAAUGUUUUUAUUACUGCAAGAGCCAAAUACCACAUGGGAGAGCAGUGAGGCGGCACUGUUUGUUAUGGAGAAUGUGGCGAAAAAUAUUUUACCAGAUGAGAAUGAUGUUGUGCCAAAAGUUGCUCAAGCCAUUUUAAAGCUACCCGAAAACACUCACAUUGCAUUCCGUUUCACGUCAAUCAUGUUGCUGGGUGAGUUGUGUGAGUGGAUUGACAAUCAUCCUGAGUCGCUGGAGGCUGUGCUCAACUUCCUACUCUAUUCGUUAAACCAAAAGAAUGGUUUGGCCGCGGCAGCCGCAUCGGCACUCACGCAAAUCUGUACGGCAUGCAAAUCCCGGAUGACCUUUCAUUUGAACGGUCUGCUACAGAUCGCCCAAAGUCUGGAUACGUUUGAAAUAUCAAAUGAAUCAUCGAUCAAUUUGAUAAAGGGUAUUUCAACCAUCAUUGGACGAUUACCAUUAGAUCAAAUGACGCAGCCAUUACAGCAACUCUGUUCGUAUCAACUCGGUACGUUACGUCAGAUAUUAAUGGAUCCAAUUCAAUCAUCCAGCGAGCGAACGGGUGGUGGUAAGCAGGAGCAAAGCCAUCGAACCGAUCCAAGUUUCUGGUUGGAUCGCAUUGCGGCCAUAGUUCGUUACACCAACCCAGAUGUAAGAGAAAAUGAGGUGCAUCCAUGUAUGGCUGUUUUAGUUGAAAUUUGGCCAAUUGUCUCUGAAAUACUCAAUAAAUACCAAAACGAGGGUCGAAUCAUGGAACGGGUAUGCCGAUGUCUACGAUAUGCAAUUCGAAGCAUUGGCAAACAGGCAGCACCGCUGCUAAACGAGCUAGUGAAACAAAUGGUUGAACUGUAUACCGCACAUCAUCACAGUUGCUUCCUGUAUUUGGGCAGUGUUCUAGUCGAUGAGUUUGCCAACGUAAACGAUGAUUGUACACGAGGUUUGCUACAAAUGAUGGAAGCCUUCAUUCAGCCAACAUUCUCUCGGCUUCAAAUGGAAAAUGGCCUGAAGAACAAUCCAGACACGGUCGAUGAUUUCUUUCGAUUAUGUGCACGUCUCCUGCAACGAUGCCCAAUUCCGUUCCUGCAAAGUCCAAUCGUAACACCAAUCAUACAGUGUGCUCUACUCUCCUGCACACUUGACCACAAAGAUGCCAAUUUAUCCGUGAUGAGAUUCUUCUAUAGUUUACUGAACUGCGGCCGACCACAACACAAUCAUCAUCAUCACCAUCACCACAGUAAUAGCAACAACAAUAACACGAAUAACGACAACAAUUCGGUGGUAAAUGCGCAAAAUGCACAAAAACAGCAGCUAGUACGGCAAAUCGUCCAAGAACAUGGCCAAGCCCUAACUGCCAAUCUCAUUCAAGCAUCCAUUUACUACUUACACUCAUACAUGCUCUCUGAUGUUGCCGAUGUACUGCUCGAAAUGAAGGACAUCAAUGCACAACAAUUGAGUGAAAAUUUGCGAGCAGCUGUCGAAUCUUUACCAAAGACACAUGCUACGGCUGAACAACUCGAUGAGUUCCACAACAGUGUUAUACGGUCCGAGACACCAAAAGCCAUAUCACAUGCGCUUAAAGACUUUACCCGACUUUAUAGAUAAAUUAAAUGAAUUAGUUGAAUUUGUUCGAAUGAUUGAGAAACGGGCGACUUGAAGCGGCGAAUGGGAUAAAUGUAGCCAAAUUUCAAAGAGAAUUAUAUACAAAAAGAAAACCACACGCUUGCUCAUUAAGGUGCAUUUACUUUACACAGCAAUCUAUCAAUCUUCUUCAUCUUGUUUUUUCCCCCUUUCUACUCCAGCAAACCAACAUAUAGCAAUUAAGAUAAAAGGUUAACAUGAAAUUGUCACGUUCGCAAUCCAAUGACAAAAAGUAACAUUAUAAACAGAAAAAGAGAACAGUAUGCAUAAGAAACAAAACUAAAAACAAACAAGAAACUAAACGAUGAUUGUGAAUGCAAACGUGCACGAACUGAAACACUUUUAAGAAGAAACAAAAAAUCAUAUAUGAUGGAUAUGCAUUUUUUCGUACAUAAAACUAUGUAUUAGAUAUGAAUUAAGAUGAACGCGUGAUUGGCGACGAAAAGAAAAUAGUCUCAGAUUUCAAAGAAGAAGAAGAAGAAGAAAAAAAACCAACUAUGUAACAACUACAAGAAAAACCAAUUUUUAAGAUUGAUGUUACAUUGUAGAAUUCUAGUAUUUAAUCGCGAACAAGAGAAGAUUUUUUGGUCGAGUCAAUUCGGAAAUGUAUCACACACUGACAUUUGACGCGCAUCUGUUUAGGUAGAAUUUGUAAAAAAAAAUAAUACAGAAAACCAAGUAAUAAGACAAUUUUUGUAAUUUUUUGACACCUAAACACUUAAACGAACAGUCAUUAAGUUCGUUUCAAAUAAAAUUAAGACGCGAAAUUGUUAAUUUAGAUCUUUUCAAAUAAAUUAAUGAAAACAACAACAGCAAAAAAAUAACAACAACAUUUAACUUAAGAGUGACACACACGAUAUUCGCGAUAGAAUCUAAGAGAUACCAACCGAAAUUCAAAUGAGUGUAAUGCUAUAUUUAAUAUUGAGAUGAAGAAAUAAAAUCGAAAGAAGAAAUUACAAUUAAUACCAAGAUUUAACAUGUAAAAUUUGUAUUAUAGAAGGAAUGAAAUAAAUGAAUUUACUAAAUUAA